AUGACGCUCCGGCAGCGUCUGACCAGCGAGACACGACCCUACCAGCCGACCGCCAGCAACGCGCCACGGCCGACGCGCACGAGCACGAUGCAGCCGGACGGACCGGCCGAGAUGCUGCCGCUGAUGGUCGAUGACGACGACGAAGAGCUCUCGGACUCUGAGCUGGCAGGUGUGCGUCGGCCGCUGCAGCCGCCGCUGCCAUCGCAGUCACCGCUGCCGGCCAGCCGCUCGUGGCGGCAGCAGAACCAAUGGAUCGUCCUGGCGCUCGCCAGUGGUGCCUGUGCUGCUUUUAACGGCGUGUUUGCGAAGCUCACCACGACCAAGCUGACCGGCCAUCUGGCCCUCGGCCUGGCACACGCCCUCGGCCUGACCAAGGCUGCCGCUGCUGUCGAGAUUGUCGUUCGGGCCGUCUUCUUCGGUCUGAAUCUGGCGUUCAACGGCUUGAUGUGGACCGUGUUCACCAAAGCGCUCGCCCGCGGUCACUCGGCAACCCAGGUCUCCGUCAUGAACACGUCGGCCAACUUUGUGCUGACCGCACUGCUGGGGCUGAUGAUCUUUUCCGAGGCGCUGCCUCCACUCUGGUGGCUCGGCGCCGCCAUGCUCGUGGCCGGCAACGUCAUUAUUGGGCGCAAGGACGAAGCCGGCAGCGACCCGGCAUCGCACACCGACGAAGAAGAGCUGACUGUGGAGCCGCACACCGCUGUUGCGUUUUCGGAUGACCUUACCGCUGCCACGAGUUCUGGGUCCAACAACACACCGAGGCACCGUGCCUCAGCCUCCAUCCACGGCUCCAGUGUCCCCAGGGAGCACGACGAGGAUGUGCUGGAUCUAGACGUAAGUCACAUUUGA
Messenger RNA from Grosmannia clavigera kw1407, 849 nucleotides. RefSeq lists its product as uncharacterized. NCBI's taxonomy places the organism in Eukaryota, Fungi, Ascomycota, Sordariomycetes, Ophiostomatales, Ophiostomataceae. The coding region runs from base 1 to 849 and encodes 282 amino acids. The record is from RefSeq and is a predicted model, not a curated record. The transcript has 4 exons.